This is a messenger RNA of Anopheles marshallii, 1362 nucleotides long. RefSeq names its product serine protease grass. Bases 1 to 1362 code for a protein of 453 amino acids. Lineage: Eukaryota; Metazoa; Arthropoda; Insecta; Diptera; Culicidae. Gene Ontology annotation, biological process: proteolysis. The record is from RefSeq and is a predicted model, not a curated record. The transcript has 3 exons. Gene Ontology annotation, molecular function: serine-type endopeptidase activity.
AUGGUUUCGGCGUAUUUUUUCCCGCUGAUCGUCACUGUUAUCGCCAUUGGAGGUUACGCGGCGGAUGAUUUACAAAGCGGUUGUAGUCUACCAGACGAACGAUGUGUGCCGAUUCGGCACUGUUCGCCGGCAAACAAACGUGUCGAGAAAAAUGAGCAUUUAAACAAUCGUACCUUCUACAAGCAGCUACUCAGCAAGAUCUGUCAACCGGAAGAACAGCUAUACAAAAAGACUCACAUUUGCUGCCCGAGGUUCAACAUCGAAUGCCAACUGAAUAAUAAAACGGGUGCCUGUGUGCAGCGCGAGCGAUGUCACAAUCUAGUCUCGUUCACCGAGAAAAGUUUGAUGCGUGCCGUCGAACAGAAUCUUUGCUACGUACACAAUCAGAAGAAAUACUUCUGCUGUACAGAUGAUAACUGUACCGGGAACAAAAUGUUGUGUGAUCAGGAAGGACCAAAAUUAUCAACCACAUCUGCAUUUCCCACCUGUAAGAGUAAGAGCGGUGUUGCGGGAUCUUCGGUACCGCGAAUGCUUUGCAGCGAUCCUCAACAAUCAGUUGCGAACACCAAUAAUGAUCAAGUUUGCUGCGCACCACCGAGACACCCCAACAGCUUGAUCUCGCACCCGAACGCAGCCAAACUGGAUCAAGCGUUGUGCGGGACGGCUGGGUCAGUUAAUAAAAUUCAAAACGGUAUCGUCACACAGCGCGGGGAAUUCCCGUGGAUGGUGAAGCUGGUUUACCAGCACAACGGGUUGUGCAGUGGCACGCUGAUUCAUCCACGGUACGUACUCACUGCCAAGCACUGUAUCAAAAGGAAACUUGUAAAAGUUCAGCUUGGCGUACACGAUUGGCGGGAAAAGAAUGAUGUGCAGGAGAUAAACAUUUUGUACACAUUUAAGCACCCAUCAAUCGACGUAGGACUACUGCAAUUGGCUAAAUCGGCCACAGUGGAUGGCGAUUACGUGCAGACGAUCUGUUUGCCUGUUUUUUCGUCCCUCCGCAUGUAUUUGCCAUUGAAGGUCGCCAUUGUUGGGUGGGGACAAACGCAGAAAAAUAAACUGUCGACCGUGCUGCUGAAAGCGGACACACGGGUGCUGACGGAAAAUGUCACAAAAAAUGAUAUAAAAUGCAACAAUGACCAUAUGGUCUGUGUCGGUGGGUUGGAACACCACAAUCACUGUCCUGGUGAUUCCGGCGGACCGUACCAGGCGCUCAGUAAAUUCGGUGAAUUUCGAAGUCGCUUUGUGCAGUACGGCAUCAUAAGCGAUGGAACGGAGUACUGCUCCAAACCAGACCGUCCGAGCAGAGGUGUACUGGUGGGUUAUGUCAUGGAUUGGAUUCUUGACCAAAUGGACAUAUAA